AUGGUUCGGGAAGUACUAACCGCCUUUCUGGUUGCCGCGUGCUUCCAACCGCGGGUCCGAGGCGCUCUUUUCAGCGACCCGGCUCAACUUCCGUCUCACAAGACGUACGACUACAUUGUCGUAGGAGCGGGUCCUGGUGGGGGUACGGUGGCCAGCCGCCUUUCGGAGAACCCCAAGACCCAGGUGCUGUUGAUCGAAGCGGGGCCAGAGCGAGUUUUUUCUAUUAUUCAUCGCGACACGAACGUGCUCAAUAUACACGUCCCCUAUCUCGGGUACACGCUCAACCCGAACACCCCGUACGACUGGAACUACACCACGACGCCACAGGCGGGUCUCGACGACCGCGUGUUGACGUACUCCCGCGGCCGCGUGCUCGGCGGGAGUUCAAGCAUAAACUUGAUGGUUUGGACGCGGGCCUCCCGCGACGACUGGAACAGGUACGCGAACGUCAGCGGGGAUUCGGGCUGGUCGUGGGAUGCGAUCGAACCUUACUACCGCAAGCUCGAGCACCUCGUUCCUCCGACCGACCACCACAAUAUCUCAGGCCAGAUUCUACCUCACAUACAUGGACACGAUGGGCCUGUCAACUUCUCUCUUCCUGCCAUUCCGUUCCCGACGGACGAUAAUGUGAUCGGUGCUACGCAAGAGCUUGCGGAUGAGUUCCCGUUCAACGUCGAUCAGGGAUCCGGUGACCCCAUUGGUAUCGGUUGGGUGCAGGGCACGUUUGGGAAUGGGAUGCGCACGAGCUCAGCUACGGCGUACAUUCACCCGGUGAUUUCCAGGCCAAACUUCGAUGUGCUACUGAACACCACGGUCACUAAGCUUAUUCAGACCGGAACGCACGGUGACAAAGCCGUAUUCCGCGGGGUUCAGUUCACACAAAACAGCACCACCCCGCUCUACACUCUGAACGCAACAAAGGAGGUCAUUCUCUCCGCCGGGGCGAUCAACAGCCCCCAGCUACUCAUGCUCUCCGGCAUCGGUCCCGCCGCGCACCUCGCCGCUCUCGGCAUCCCGGUCGUGCUCGACGCCCCCGCCGUCGGGCAAAACCUGGCGGACCACCCGCGCGUCGAAAGCCAGCUCGGGCUCGUGCACGCGGAGGACGACCCGCUGGACCCGAUCGCGCGCAACGCGACGCUCCUCGCCGAGCUCGUCGCGGGCUGGGAGCAGAAGCACGCGGGGCUGAUGGCGAACGGCGGCACGAACCAGGUCGCGUGGUUGAGGAUCCCGGCGGACGACGGGGUGUGGGCGACGGAGGAGGACCCGAGCGCGGGGCCGACGUCGCCGCACUUUGAGAUUCUGUUCAGGCCUGGCUUUGCGUCGACGGUGGGGGACCCGGUGCCCGCGACGGGCGCGUUCUUCACGCUGAACACCGUCCUCGUCGCGCCCUCCUCUCGCGGCUCGGUGACCCUGAACUCGUCGUCCCCGUUCGACUUCCCGGUCAUCGACCCCGCGUUCCUCUCGACUGCCUUCGACGUGCGCGCGAUGCGCGCGGCCCUGCGCGCCUCGCUCCGCUUCGUCGCCGCGCCCGCGUUCGCGGGCGUCGUGUCGGGCGCAGCGGGGCCGUUCGCGGACGUGGAUGUGGACGAUGACUCGGCGCUGGACGCGUGGGCGCGCGCGCAGGCGGCGACGAUCUGGCACCCGACAGGCACGGCGCGUAUGGGGGCGUGGCGCGGUGGUGAACCGGAUCUGCGUGUGCGGGGUGUGGAGGGGCUGAGGGUGGUGGAUGCGAGCGUGUUCCCGUUCAUCCCGGCGGCCCAUCCGCAGGCGGUGGUGUACGCGUUCGCGGAGAGGGCGGCGGAUCUCAUCAAGGCGGGGCACAGAGCGUGUUGA
Messenger RNA from Epithele typhae, 1833 nucleotides. Its product is annotated as aryl-alcohol-oxidase from pleurotus Eryingii. The transcript has 10 exons. Lineage: Eukaryota; Fungi; Basidiomycota; Agaricomycetes; Polyporales; Epitheliaceae. The coding region runs from base 1 to 1833 and encodes 610 amino acids. The record is from RefSeq and is a predicted model, not a curated record. Gene Ontology annotation, molecular function: flavin adenine dinucleotide binding; oxidoreductase activity, acting on CH-OH group of donors.